This is a messenger RNA of Cokeromyces recurvatus, 1206 nucleotides long. RefSeq names its product kinase-like domain-containing protein. NCBI's taxonomy places the organism in Eukaryota, Fungi, Mucoromycota, Mucoromycetes, Mucorales, Mucoraceae. Gene Ontology annotation, cellular component: spindle midzone; spindle pole centrosome; chromosome passenger complex. Bases 1 to 1206 code for a protein of 401 amino acids. Gene Ontology annotation, molecular function: ATP binding; protein kinase activity. The record is from RefSeq and is a predicted model, not a curated record. The transcript is spliced from 6 exons. Gene Ontology annotation, biological process: mitotic spindle organization; regulation of cytokinesis; protein phosphorylation.
AUGGAUGAGACUGAAUCAUCAAAAUUAUCUUUAGCAGCCUAUUCAGAUUAUGUUGAUUAUACACCAAGACGUUUAGGAGGUGCAACCCCUUCACCAUAUAGGAUUCAUAAGCACAACGAUAUAUUAGACGAAUUACCUUCUACAAGCUUCACUUAUGCAAAGCAACGAUUAUCAAAUCACUAUUAUCAAAUUGCUCAUUCAGAACAAAGAAAAAACAAUGCAGAUGAUACGGAGUAUAUGGAUACACCUAUUGUUCGACAUUAUCUUGGUAUAAAUGAAAAUGUUGCAGAUGUUGAAUCAAAUUCUUCGGCAACACAGACAAUUGAUUUACUACAAAAACAAAAGCGAAUAAAUGAAUUAAAAAGAAAGACAAAAUGGACUAUCGAAGACUUUGAAGUGGGUCGCCAUUUAGGAACAGGCAAAUUUGGAGUAGUUUAUUUAGCACGAGAAAAGUAUUCAGAACAACUUGUUGCAUUAAAGGUACUAAAGAAGAAACAGUUGGAAAAAGCAGAUGUGGUUCAUUUUUUGAAAAGAGAAAUAGAGAUACAAGCUCAUUUAGACCAUGAAAAUAUAACCCAUCUUUACGGUUACUUUCAUAAUCAAGACUUUAUUUAUCUUGUAUUAGAAUAUGGUGGUGAUAGUGAUCUUCAUACGUGCUUACAAGCAUAUAAGAAGUUCUCAGAAUCUGAAACUGCAAAUUAUAUAGUAGAAAUUGCUAAUGCAAUGGCUUAUAUGCAUGGACUCGGCGUAUUUCAUCGAGACCUAAAAUUAGAGAAUAUUUUAAUUAGCAAGGAAGGUACAUUGAAGAUAGCCGAUUUUGGUUGGGCAGUUUAUGAUCCAAGACCAAGACGAAGAACAUUCUGUGGUACAUUAGACUAUUUAUCACCAGAAAUGGUUCAACAAAAAUAUCAUAACGAAGCAGUAGAUGUAUGGGCAUUAGGUGUAUUAGCUUAUGAAUUAUUAGUGGGAAAGGCUCCUUUUGAAAACGAAAACGAUAGUGAUAAAGUUGAUCCCGAGGUUAUUUAUAAACGAAUUAUAGAAGCAAAAAUUUUGUUUCCAAGCUAUCUUAGUUCAGGAGCUAGACAGUUUAUCUCGAAGGUAAAAUUAAAAAUUAAAAUAAGAAAUGAAGACUUAAUUCUUACACCUAAUUUAGUUAUUGCAAAAAGAUCCUGCUUUACGUAUGAAAAUGAAAGAUGUAGAAAAUGA